AUGGCAAGUCUGGCCAGCGGCAGCUCGGGCUCGCGCUGGUCGGCUGACCGUCCGCUGGUCGCCUGCGGGCCCGACCCCUUCGACAAGCUGCACGGCCGGCUGUCGGACGUGGCCACCUCGGACUCGACCAGCGAUGCAGACGGUUAUGGCCCCAGCACCAGUCUGGAGCUGUCCGACGGCGGGCGGCGGCCCUGGGUCACAUCAGACUCUGAGGGCUCGCUGCGGUCGGUCUCGUCGGACCUGAGCGGCGACAGCGGCGCCGACGCGGCCGCCUCCGACAGCCGCGCCUACAUGCAGCAGUUCGUGCAGCAGCUGUUCAGCAGGUCGUGCGACAUCACGCUGGAGGACAAGGCCAAGUUCGGCCAGCUCCUGCAGACGGAGCCGGGCCGCGCCUGGUUCGCCCGCUUCGUGAACCACCAGCGCGGCCGGCACCGCUGCGUCGGCGAGUCGACCUUCUACUCGCUGGUGCAGUACUUCGCGCUGGCGCUGUUCGAGUGCGCUCAGGCCGAAGACUUCGGCCCGGCCAAGUCCCUGAUGAACAUGUGCUUCACCUUCUACCACAGAGUUGGGAACGAUCCGGCAAGGAAGCAGUACCUCCACGAGCUGCUGGGCCAGCAGGCCAUUUGGCGGAGCAUCCGGUUCUGGAACGCCGCCUUCUUUGAUGCGCUCCAGACGGAGCGGUCCAACCGGCCGGUGCCGACGCGGCAGCAGCUGGCCGACGGCGACGUCACAGCCCCGGCCGACGACGUCAGCUAUCAGCAGAACAUCACCUUUGGCCAGCUGGGCACGUUCACCCACAACAUGUACGCGCUGGGUCUGCCGCGGGAGCUGUGCCUGGAGUUCCUGCGGAAACAGAGCGCCAUCGCCAACCUGCGGCAAGAUCAGCUGAACCUGCUGCGUGACAACAUUGACGGCAUGUACUCGGGCGGCGGACGGGUGGUCACGUCGCAGCGUUCGUAGGCCGGCGGCGACAGCCCAGCUCACGAGCGUCCUGGGAUGGCGUUCAACGAUCUCCUUUUGGUAGCUGCCUGGCCGCGGUCGCUGGUAUUUACCGGCCGUGAGUCUUAGACACGCGGUAGACUUUUCUCGUGGGUCGCGGUUUUCGGGCUCCUGCUCUCCUCGCUGACAGCUGAUUCGCCAGCCACCUUCUACUUAUCGCAGCACCGAAGCCUGUUAGUGGUGUGGACGUCUGGAUCUCGGACAGACGGUCUGUUGGUCGGUGUUUCGCUCCCUAGGCCCCAGUCACGCCGGCCGAGGGCGAAAGUCUCCAGCCAUCUCUUCCCUGGCGCUCCCUCGCCGGCAGCCGUCGCUGCAUGCACGCGCGAACACUAGUCUCGCUUACUUGUUACUGUCGAGCCGGAGCGGUGCUCGGGGAUGGGGAGGAGGCCGGGCCGGGGGGCGGCUCUCGCGGCGCCGGGAAUGUGAUCGCUGACGGUGCUGUGAUAAUGUCCGGCCUGUCCACUGGCGGCGUAACCAGCCACCGUUUGCGUACAGUAGUGUGCCGGCCGGCGCAUGAAGUGCGGUCUGGUCCAGCGGUGUGUCACCGGUCUGAUCUGGUCCGGCGGUGUGCCAUCUGGCCUGGUCCGGCGAUGUGCCACUGAUCUGGUCUGGUCUGGUCCGGCGAUGUGCCACUGGCCUGGUUUGGUCUGGCGAUGUACCACUGGUCUGGUCUGGCCCGGCGAUGUGCCACUGGUCUGGUCUGGUCCGGCGGUGUGCCACCAGUCAGAUCUGUCUGAUCUAGUCUGGUCUGUUUCGGCGGCGUGCCACUGGUCUGGUCUGGUCUGGUCAUCACAUCAGCGCGUGAUGAUGGGUCUGGACGUAUUUGUUGCCGCCUUCAAAAGACGAAUGCCACGGGACGGCAUCCAUCGGCUCAAGCAAUAACAGUGUGACCCGCUCAGCGUAUGGGCGAGGCGCAUUAUGGGCCGGCCGACACGCAUGUGCGCCGGCUAACCCCAGCAAUAGGCAGCAAUGGGCACCGCCUGCGACGCUGCCCUGAUUGAUGGCUGCAUGUGAUAGCGCCAACUCGAGCGACGUGGUCGAGAGCUCACCUUUGUAUUCGUCUUCGCGUGUUAUCGCUGUACAUGUCUUUCGGUUGCGACUAGUCCGACAUGGCUGUAUGCGUUGGCCAGGACGGGGCGGCAACGACGCGGCCGGCGGCGUCCAUGGUCAGAUCAUGUGGACGUGUAAUGCCGCCUGGACCGACGAGUUUUCUUUAGAUAUAUGAAUAUGCAUUGACUAGCGUAAUAAAUCAUAGAUGAAUGUA
This is a messenger RNA of Pollicipes pollicipes, 2263 nucleotides long. RefSeq lists its product as uncharacterized. Bases 1 to 960 code for a protein of 319 amino acids. The record is from RefSeq and is a predicted model, not a curated record. NCBI's taxonomy places the organism in Eukaryota, Metazoa, Arthropoda, Thecostraca, Pollicipedomorpha, Pollicipedidae. The transcript is spliced from 9 exons.